AUGGCGCAUAUGGGAGGAGUACCGAACCUCGCGGUCGAGCAAGAUACGAUACCCGAGGAGCCCACAGCUGCAAGGAAGACAACGGACCUAGAUGACUUCAUGACCUCAAUUAGGAAACUUGGCGCCCAACCUGCGCCCUCACCGUCCUCCAUGCGUGACGAGUACGCAGAAUGGGUGGGCAGUACCGAUCCGGGCGAUUGUCUUGUGGACAAUCCCAUCCAGUACUGGCUUCUCCGCAGACGCCAAUAUCCACGCCUGUCGCGAAUGGCAAUCGACCUCUUUUCCAUUCCGGCGAUGUCUUCAGAGCCGGAGAGAAUAUUUAGCCUUGCCGGACAGAUGGCCGCAGCUCAGAGAGGCCGCCUCAAAGCGGACCUUAUCAAAGCGGACCUUAAGGUAUAG
Messenger RNA from Hirsutella rhossiliensis, 399 nucleotides. Its product is annotated as transposase-like protein. The transcript has a single exon. NCBI's taxonomy places the organism in Eukaryota, Fungi, Ascomycota, Sordariomycetes, Hypocreales, Ophiocordycipitaceae. The record is from RefSeq and is a predicted model, not a curated record. Gene Ontology annotation, molecular function: protein dimerization activity. The coding region runs from base 1 to 399 and encodes 132 amino acids.